Messenger RNA from Rotaria sp. Silwood2, 489 nucleotides. The record is from the annotation of a GenBank genome assembly. NCBI's taxonomy places the organism in Eukaryota, Metazoa, Rotifera, Eurotatoria, Philodinida, Philodinidae.
AUGGAAGAUAAAAUUACUGAAAAUUGCAAUAAUACAACUGAAUCUGUGACAAUUACAAAAAUGCCAAAGAAAAUUCCAGUUGAAUGUAAAAUAUGUGGAGCUCCUGCUUAUUAUUCUUAUGUUGGUGUCGUCGUAUGUUUUUCUUGUAAAGUAUUCUUCAAACGUCAUGCAGAAAAAAAACAGGGACAUCUCAAAUGUCAUUUUAAUGAUGAUUGUGAAAUUAAUAUUCAUAAUCGUCACGUUUGUUCGUCUUGUCGACUUGCUAAAUGUUUUGCAAGUGGAAUGCAAAUUGAUAUGUUUCGAUGUUCUAGAACGACAAAUGAUAAUACAAAACAAAAAGAUAAAGUAACAAAAACAUCGAAUACUUUAGUGAAAUUCAAAGGAAUCGAUCAAACACAACAAGAAAACAGAUUUACAUAUCUUUCUUUGCAGGAAGAUUCUAUUUAUACACGUAUACUUGAGUUAUUCGAUUCUUCAAAUGAUAGAUAA